Molecule: messenger RNA, 501 nt
Organism: Cucurbita pepo subsp. pepo (vegetable marrow)
Lineage: Eukaryota; Viridiplantae; Streptophyta; Magnoliopsida; Cucurbitales; Cucurbitaceae
Product: DUF3339-domain containing protein
Source: RefSeq, a predicted model, not a curated record
CUCAUAUCUUCCAUCCUCCCAGCCCCGUCCCCAUCGCCAAAACUCACAACUCCUUUUUCUGUGCUUCUGCAGGCGAAAAGUUGAAAACACAUCCAUCCAAUGGCAGAUUGGGGGCCGGUGAUUAUAGCGGUGGUGCUGUUCGUGCUCCUCAGUCCGGGGCUGCUGUUUCAGAUCCCAGCCAGAGGAAGGGUGGUUGAGUUUGGGAACAUGCAGACAAGCGGUGCUUCCAUUUUAGUCCACGCCAUCAUCUACUUCGGCCUCAUCACCAUCUUCCUCGUCGCCAUCGGCGUCCACGUCUACACUGGCUAAAUCUCUGUUUUCCAUUUCAUCUCUACGCUUAAAUUUAUGUCGCUAUUACUGUGUUUCUUUCUUAACUUCUCCAUUUUACGGAUUAUUGUUGUGAGACUUGUGCUAUUACUGUAUCAUUGGAGUUUCAGCGAUUACGGUAAAGAGUGUAAAUUUGGUUUGCUUUCCAAACGCGAUCCUUAAAUUCACUGGUUA